UCUAGAAUGAAAGCAAUUGGUCUGAUAGUUGCAUUGUUAGGCUUAGUGCAGGGCUUAAGAGACAGAAGUUGCGAACUCUCACCGUUUGUCCAAGGAACAUGUUUUGAAUUAACAAUGCUAUAUUCCUAUAUGGCAGAUAGGAAUGAAUGCGUAUUCUGGCAUGGCUGCCUACUAGAUGGAAAUCAUUUCACAAACAAAGAGGACUGUGAGGCAAAAUGCAAAAUAUAGUUUUUAAAAAUAAAAAGAUUUGAAAAAACAA
Molecule: messenger RNA, 259 nt
Organism: Drosophila elegans
Lineage: Eukaryota; Metazoa; Arthropoda; Insecta; Diptera; Drosophilidae
Exons: 2
Coding region: 7-228 (73 amino acids)
Molecular function (GO): serine-type endopeptidase inhibitor activity
Source: RefSeq, a predicted model, not a curated record